Fusarium vanettenii 77-13-4 is the source of this 582-nucleotide messenger RNA. RefSeq lists its product as uncharacterized. The transcript has a single exon. NCBI's taxonomy places the organism in Eukaryota, Fungi, Ascomycota, Sordariomycetes, Hypocreales, Nectriaceae. The annotation marks the transcript as partial. Gene Ontology annotation, molecular function: protein binding. The record is from RefSeq and is a predicted model, not a curated record.
GAAACCGUUGGACUCUUGCUGGAGAAAGGGGCUCAACAUGAUUCCAAGGACAAAUCAGAUCGCAGUCCUCUAUCGUGGGCCGCAGCGGGAGGACAUGAAGAAGUCUUGACAGCGCUGCUGAGAAGGAAGUCGUCUGUUGACUCCAAGGACACAUCCAAGAGGACGCCUCUAUCCUGGGCGGCGGAAAAUGGCAGCAAAGAAUGCGUUAGGUUGCUUUUGAAAGAGGGUGCCGAUCCAGACUGCGCCGACAACAAUCGCAGGACACCCCUCUCAUGGGCUGCGGGAAAGGGGCACCUUUCAGUCGUCAAACAAUUGCUCGCCUACAGAGUCGACAAGGAAGCGCCGGUUUCAACUGAAACAAGGAACGACACAGCCAUGCUAGAGUUAGUCUUUGGCGAAGAGUCUAGACCUGCUCAGGACGUGGCACUUCGAUCUAUAGCUAAGACUACCAAGGGAAAGGCCAAAGCAAUCGAGGUAAACUCCCUAGAUAACAAGUCGUGGACGCCGCUAUUUCAUGCGGCAUAUAGCGGACAUAAGAAUGUCGUCGAAAUCUUGCUAUCGCACGGCGCUGACCUGACUAUG